This is a messenger RNA of Pomacea canaliculata, 3696 nucleotides long. Its product is annotated as leucine-rich repeat-containing protein 72-like. The coding region runs from base 23 to 853 and encodes 276 amino acids. Gene Ontology annotation, molecular function: protein binding. The transcript has 8 exons. NCBI's taxonomy places the organism in Eukaryota, Metazoa, Mollusca, Gastropoda, Architaenioglossa, Ampullariidae. The record is from RefSeq and is a predicted model, not a curated record.
AGUUAUUGUAGCAACCUGCAAAAUGGCAGCUGCGCCUCAGAUAACGCGAUAUUCUACUUUGAGCGAAUUAAUUGUGAAUGGCAUUAUGGUUAGUAACCGAAUUAAAAAAGACAAAGACGUAACAGAAUUAUACCUAGCGCAUAGAAACUUGACUGACGUACAUGACUUGAAGAGGUUUCCUUAUUUGAUGAUACUGUGGUUGAAUGGAAAUCAGCUACGAUACAUCACAUGCCUAAGCACGAACUUUCGACUUUGCGAACUCUACCUGCAUGACAACAAGUUAACAGAAAUCCCUGGUGCACUCAGACACUUGACCUGCUUGCGGGUCCUGAUGCUGCACAACAAUCAGCUGACCAAACUUGAGAAAGUCCUCUCUGAGCUUCAGAAGAUGCUGAGUCUGCAGACACUCAGUCUUUUUGAUAACCCCAUUGCAUUAGAGCCAGAAUACCGCCUUUUUGUCAUCCACAAGGUACCUUCACUAUCACUCUUGGACAGACAAGAAGUGAGCCAAAAAGAAAAGGAUGCUGCACGCAGAAUUUUUGAUAAUAGCUUUGUCAAGAUUCAAGAGAGAGUAGCAUUUGGACAUUGUGUAAAAGGUCCCCUCCAUAACCCACCAUCAUGUAGACGUCCAAAAUCUGUCACAUAUACAGGAGAGAAAGAAUAUGCAAACAACUAUUUAAAGAACAGCCCCAUUCAUGAAAAUCCAGAAGAGGCCAUCCUUAAUCGCCGUCUAAAAAAAUCACUCACAUUAUUUACAAGCUUUGACUGGAGCAAAAUUCCGCGCUUCUUACAGCGACGCACCUCUGAUAAUGUGUUUGGAGAACCAGCGAUUGUCACCCGUGUUUAUCGUUAGUGAUCAAGUCUUUCCUCAGAAGACAGAAGGUGGAUAAGAUUUGAGAAGACAAAAUUUAUGUUAGAACAUUGUAUUUGAAAAGAUGCCACUGUUGAUCAAGUUUGCAUUAGAAUAUAUGUCAUGCAUGGAGAAAAAAGUAUAAUUUUUGUUUCAACCUAUCACAUUUUUUAGAAUAUUCAGGAAAGUAAUGAAUCGGCACUAGCUGCAUGCUGUGCUGGGCCCUACAGGCAAAAGACAAAAUGCUGGGCCCCUUACCCCAUUAAAAGUGAAUAUCAUUUAUUUUAUCUGCACAAAUAUAAUGAUGCUUUUAAGUCUAUUUUUAAUAGAAAUUUCAAGCAAUGAAUCUAGCUUAAAUAUUAUCAGUAAUGAUUGUUGCGGUCAGUCUCAGGACUCAGAGUGAUUGUUACGUGAUAAAGACCACGACUGUAACGACCCAUUUGUGCAAUGAAAAAAUGUGCAAAAAAUUAAGUUACAACACCACUAUUGCAACCCUUUAAUCUACACAAGCAAAUAAACACUAUAAGAAAUAAGGAAAUAAAAUUAAGGUAAAAAAAACAAAUUAAGGUAAUAAAAUAUUCACAGCUUCUUGACAGGGUAUAAAAAUGAUGCAAACUUCACAAACUCUCAUGACGUGGCUGCAGGACAAUGGAUGCAUUGUUCCGUCUUAUACAGCUAAGCCCAGUUCACAGAUAUAUUCUUAUAGAACAGUUCAUUUCACAGAUCUUCUGACAUACCUUUAAUGAUUCAGUUUUGGAAGGAUGAUAGAGAUCCAAUUAAGUUCCCAAAACAGACAAUUACAAAAUAAAUUCAAACAGCAGCACAUGUCUAAUUGAUAUCUAUUAAAGGCCUUAAUACUCUUAUCAACUAAGGACAUUAUUGUGACAUUAGCUAAGUUUCUUCAGUUCAUAGUGUAUACAAAUAUUGAGCAUAAAACAGUUGUCAUAACCAAAAAGAAACAUGCAUAGCAAAAUUAAGUCAGUGCAUGUUGUUGUCCUCGCUGAACUCAGCUGCAGUGUUUCCUUUGCAUGAGUGCGGAACUUCUAACUUUGGAAAGAAAGAGAAAGGUGAGGCUGGCAUGUGGUCCCAUCCAUCUGCUAGGGUUCUGCCCCGACCGUCACCUUCCCUACUCACCAACACCGCCCUUCCCUUGCCUUUGUGGUCCCUCCUUCACCCUUCCGCCCUCUAAUCUUCCCUGCUGAUUAGCUUCAAAUGUGCCCGUGAAUAAUGUGGUUUUCCUGUAAUACAUAACCUGAGAAGCUCAUGUGGUGAAGUGAACCUACAAGCAGAGGAAAGAUGUCCUGCAAAUGUCAUUCUAUGAAAGUGAUAUUUUUCCCUAACAUUUUUUUCAUCACUUAAAAACAAAUAAACAAACAAACGAAACAGCAAGCCAUCUUUGCUUCCCCUUCGUGACUGCUCCCUAAGCAAGUCUAGUUUGACUAUUGGUAGAACCAACCCUGAUUGUUUCAGGUAUAAAAUUCAGAUGUGUUUUUAAAAUGACUUUUAUUGUUGCAAUGAAGCUUUUGAAAAUAUGUGUACCAGUAUUUAAUAUGUUCUGUGUUGUUGCUUGGUUCUUUUGGUGUUUCCACCUAAAGCUGAUUUCACACUGAGGGAAAAAGAAAAGAGGAAACCACAGUACUCAUAGAAAUCCCUGAUGAUCAGGCCUGCAAACAAGUGUCGCAUACAAAGAGCGUUCCAGGACACGAUCUGAAUCCAGGGCCUAUCGCUGCAGUGGUGAUAAGCAAGUGUUUUAACCUCUACGUGACCAGGCGCCCCCAUCAUCACAGUGCUAUCAAAGGAUACAGGAUUUUUCUUGCAUAUCAGUCCUUCCACAUGGAGUAAUUUACAUGCAAAUUAGCAUAUGAUUAUGUCUAUUUUAUAUUUUAAUCAAAAUAUACACAUCACAAAAAAUGCAAUAACCUGUUUAUUAAUGUUACAUUAGAUUAAUUUAUUAUGUUUUUCACCAAUUGAAUAGUGCUUUUCAGCUUACUUUACAAAUUAUUUUUUUGUGUAAAAGGUUUUACAAUCUUGUUGUUUGCAUGUUUUAAUAAAUCUUCUACUCCUAGAAUGAUAAAGUAAUUUUGUGUGCAUUAAACUUGCUGUAAUCUUGUCUAUUAUUAAGUGAUUUACAGAGAGGCAUCAGCUCUGGCAUAAUCCUUUGACCUCUAUCAUAUAGUUAUCUGCUCGCACCAAGACCACAUAGAAUCUAACUGAAACCUAAGCUGAGAUUAGCUUCUAGCCCCAGUUUAGCCACUUAACCUCCUUGGCGAUAAUUGUAAGCAUUAUUCAAGCUUGGAAUUUUAUGUAAAAUUAGUUAACCUUGAAUGGUAUACAGAAGUCAAAACCCGAGCAGCUGCCAGUGGUGUGCAACUCCAAAGACUCACUUUUUUUGUUCUGUAGCACACACAUUUUCAUGGAAUUUGUUACUUCCCUUGUCAAUUUCCAGCUCUUAGGCACCUUCUAACCAAAUGACUACUUACAGUCAACAUACAAAGUAUGCAUUUAAGUGCUGAAAAUUUUUAUGGAAAACUUUAUAAAGAGGACAAGAAUGGCCCUGUGAUAGACUCAAAUUUUAAUGAGAAUUCUGCCUGAAAAAAAUUGUUUGAAUACUUCAGUGACGUUCAAACACUACUGUUAAAGAUGAACAUGCAGCCUAGCUUUGGUACCAACCCUGAGAUAAUCACACUUGGAAUAUGUGACUGUGAUGUCAAUGUUGCUUGCCUAUGCAAAUGUGGAAGGGUUACAUAUCUGAGUGAUCAUGCCUAUCGAUAUUUAGGAGCAUCACCUUUACUUUUCUUUUACCAAAUCUGUGGCUGAAAAAUAUCAAAUGCAAAAACAAAUUCAAA